Messenger RNA from Branchiostoma belcheri (Belcher's lancelet), 3645 nucleotides. Its product is annotated as replication factor C subunit 1-like. Gene Ontology annotation, molecular function: DNA clamp unloader activity; DNA clamp loader activity; ATP hydrolysis activity. The record is from RefSeq and is a predicted model, not a curated record. The transcript has 24 exons. Gene Ontology annotation, biological process: DNA repair; DNA replication. Bases 132 to 3122 code for a protein of 996 amino acids. Lineage: Eukaryota; Metazoa; Chordata; Leptocardii; Amphioxiformes; Branchiostomatidae. Gene Ontology annotation, cellular component: DNA replication factor C complex; nucleus.
AUAUAAGGGUCAGAGGUUAAAGGUUGUGACCUUAUUUAUGGCGCGAUUUGCAGGCACGGGCAAGUUUCUUCGCAACUAAUUUUUGGCGGGUUUGCAAGAAAACGCAGAUGGAAAAUUAAGAAAUCAACAUAAUGGAUAUUCGGCGCUUCUUUGGAGCAGCGCCUGGUGCAGGGAAGACCAAACCUGCACAGAAGACUUCAUCUUCAGCUAAGGAGAAAGCUGGUGUGAAGAAAAGUAGUCAAACCAAACGGAAAGCAGCAGUGAUCUAUGACUCAGAUUCAGAUGGUGAAGAAGUGCCACCUGUCAAGCAACAGAAAACUGCAGAGGCAAAAUCAGCAAAACCCAACAAGACAGAAGUAAAGACCCCUCCCAGUAGAAAGAAGUCAGACCCAAAGCCAGUGUUAAAACCAACAUCGGCUGCUGACUUUUUCGGCGCCGCAUCACCAACUCACCGAGUUAGUAGGACAACUGCAGUGGCCAAAAAGAAAACUGGAUUCGAUGCAGGAAAAGUUGUGGACUCAGAAACUAACAAGGAGUUCCAUGAUGAUGAAGCCUUUAUGGAAACGUUGGCAGAACUGGACAAGAAGAAAGCAGCAGCUACAUCAGUGUCUCCUGACAAGAAGAAGCAAGAAAAUGGCUCACAGAAGGCAAAACCAACCAAGACAAAAGAAGAUGCAACCAGCCCCAAGAAAACAAGAGAUAAAUCCCCGCCCUUAAGAGGUAGCCCAAAGAAGACCAGUCCACAGAAGAGCAAAUACUUUGACAAGACAUCUGAUGAUCUUAAGAUGAAAAAGAAAAUCAAACUGGAAUCACAGGAUGGGGAUGAAACCAAAGCUCAUCAACCAAAUGCAAAGAAAACUUCACCAGAGAAGGCCAAGAGUGAGAAGACACCAUCGCCAAAGAAGUCACCAACGAAGGACACUGACCAAGAUGUUGAGAAGAAACCUUCAAAAGGAGGGUACCGAGCAUACUUAACCCGCGAAGGCCCGAGGGCACUUGGGACGAAGGAGAUCCCUCAAGGAGAAGAAAAUUGCUUAGGAGGUUUGACCUUUGUUCUGACGGGAAUUCUGGAGUCCAUGGAACGUCACGAGGCCAAAGAGCUGGUGGAGCGAUACGGCGGGAAGGUGACGGGGUCGGUCAGCAGGAAAACCAGCUACGUGGUGGUGGGGAGGGACGCUGGGGAGAGCAAACUCAACAAGGUUUCCCAGCUUGGGGUCAAAACCUUAGAUGAAGAUGGGCUGUUGGAGUUAGUACGGACAUCACCUGGGAAACCGUAUGAUCUGCCUCCGGAGGCAACAAGCAAGGGCAAAAAAUCUCCACCUAAGAAAAGUCCAAACAAACCAGAGCCAGCAGCCACAUCCAGGAAACCAGCAGCUUCUAGUAGUCAUGUGGGCAGUCCCAAGAAGCCUGCUGUAAGUCUAGAUCCUACUGCAGGUAGCCCGGAACCCAGCCUCCUGUGGGUGGACAAGUACAAGCCUCAGACGACCAAGGCUAUCAUUGGCCAGCAGGGUGAUCGCAGUAACGUGAAGAAACUGUUGAAUUGGCUGAGAACGUGGCCGAAGCAUCACUCAGGACGGCAGAUGAAGGAGGAUGGUUCAGGUUUCCGGGCGGCACUCCUGUCUGGUCCCCCAGGGGUGGGGAAAACAACGGCAGCCACCCUGUGCUGUCAGGAGCUGGGUUUCACAUACAUCGAGCUGAAUGCCAGCGACACCCGCAGUAAACGCAGCCUGCAGGAGGAGGUGUCAGAGGCUCUCACCACACGCAGCAUUGUGGGGUUUCAGAAACAAGGUACGAAGCACGCCGGGACCAUGCGUCAGGCGGUGAUUAUGGACGAGGUGGACGGCAUGGCGGGAAACGAGGACCGCGGGGGGAUCGCCGAGCUCAUUAACCUCAUCAAACACAGCAAGGUGCCGAUCAUCUGUAUGUGCAACGACCGCGCCCACCAGAAAAUGCGCUCACUCGUCAACUACUGCUUCGACCUGAGGUUCCAGAGACCACGGGUGGAACAGAUCAGGGCUGCCAUGAUGAGUAUGGCCUUCAAGGAGGGCCUGAAGAUCCCUCCUCCAGCUCUUAAUCAGAUUAUCGAGGCGACCAAUCACGACGUCCGGCAGGUCAUCCACCAACUGUACAUGUGGAGCGUGCAGGACAAGGGGCUGACCUUUGACCAGGCAAAGGAGGCCUCCAAACAGGCACACAAAGAUAUCAAACAGGGUCCAUUUGAAGUGACCAGGAAGGUGUUCAGCUCUGGUGAGGAGACGGCCAGGAUGACCAUUAUGGACAAGAGUGACCUGUUCUUCCAUGACUACAGCAUGGUGCCCCUGUUUGUCCAGGAGAACUACCCCCAUGCACAGCCUCACGCUGCCAGAGGUGAUGUUAAGAAGCACCUGUCCCUGCUGAGUCAAACUGCUGACAGUAUCUGUGAUGGAGACCUUGUGGACAGACUUAUCCGCAGUCAGCAGUCAUGGGGACUCCUACCAACUCAGGCCAUCUAUGCGUCCGUCCUGCCGGGUGAGUACAUGCGAGGUCACCUGAGCGGGAUGAUCAACUUCCCCGGCUGGCUGGGACAGUUCUCCAAACAGAACCGACUCAAGAGGCUUCUACAGGAGCUGCACAUGCACAUGCACCUCAGAACUUCUUGUACCAAGAAGAGCCUACAGGAAGACUACCUAGAUCCACUUCGAAGGAGAAUUUUAAACCUACUGGUCAAAAAGGAGACAGAAGGGGUGCCUGAAGCUGUUGAGCUGCUGUCGGCCUAUGACCUGAUGAGAGAAGACUACGAUGGUUUGCUGGAGCUCACAGAGUUCAAAGGUCGUCCUAACAUGGCUGAUAAAGUCAACAGUAAGGUGAAGUCAGCCUUUACCCGUGCCUAUAACAAAGAGGCCCACAUGCAGCCGUACUCCACGUCUGUCGCCCCCAAGAAGAAGCGGGGAGGGGCAGCGGCGACCAGUGUGGACAUGGAGGAGGGUGGGGAGGGGGGUGAUGUGGAGGAGAGUGAUGAAGAGAAGGAAGAUCCCAAACUAGAUCCUAUGAUCAAGGUGAAGAAGCCUUCGGCAGCCAAGGGGAAAAGUGAGAGUGGGAAAGGGAAGGGGCGAGGCAAGGGGAGAGGGAAGAAAUCUGCAUGAGUCAUAAGAUGUUCUUCAAACUACAGAGUUAAGAGACAGCAAACCUAUCUCAAGGUAGACUAGUUCUUCCCUUGUGGUCAGCAUGGUCUACAAUAAGAUUUUCAUGCUUAAAAUCUGCAGUACAGAUGAGUCUGCAGUACAGAAGGAAGCUGCAUUGGGGAGUAACAAAUAGAGUACACAUGUAUUGGUUGUUAAUCCAUCGAUGUCAGAUCGACAUUUACAUGUAAACUUUCAACCUCGGGUGACUAUCAUAAAAGAUGGCACAUUGAAAAAACAACGUUAUUGAGGCCUUCUCAAGAGGUACUAUUGUAUUUCUAACCACAUAUUGGACUGCAGAAACUAGUCAGUGAUAGUUAACAUUUAACUUCUAUGCUUGUGCUUCCAUACAUGUCAGAACAUUAUAAUUGACUAAUUGAGCCUUGACCAAAGUACAAUGAUUUCAGCAGUACAGUAUCAGCAGCUAUACUUGAUACAGCAAGAACGCAACAUACAAAUAAAACAAUAUACUGUUUCUCAAAGUCAA